This is a messenger RNA of Labeo rohita (rohu), 2815 nucleotides long. It is a transcript of the gene kynu, whose product is annotated as kynureninase. Gene Ontology annotation, biological process: NAD+ biosynthetic process. Gene Ontology annotation, cellular component: cytoplasm. Lineage: Eukaryota; Metazoa; Chordata; Actinopteri; Cypriniformes; Cyprinidae. Gene Ontology annotation, molecular function: pyridoxal phosphate binding; kynureninase activity. The record is from RefSeq and is a predicted model, not a curated record. The transcript has 13 exons. Bases 289 to 1674 code for a protein of 461 amino acids.
AUUCGUUUCACACUGGAAGCAGAAGUGAGUUGAUGUGCGGAGGAAGAACGCAAUGCUUUCAUCACACGUCGGAAGUGAGUCGGUGUGUCAUGACGCGUCCUGACAGUCAGCGGGACGAGUGGAAAUUAGGAAACGGUGCAGAUCUCUGGGAAUCAUUAGCUCAGCUCUGAUGUGUUUGCUCACGGGGUCAAAGUGCAGACUGAAAGCGUGUCACCCGGAGUCUCUGCCUGGUGUAUCUCAGCGAUUCCUGCAGGUUUGUGAAGUUUGAUUGCUCUGAAUCAGGUGCUGAUGAUGGAGAGCGCGCAGCAGACGGUCGCGAGGGUCUCGCAGGAGCUGAAGUGCAGCCCCACAUCCCGCAGGGUGGCGGAACAUCUGGACAAACAGGAUGAGCUGCGCCACCUGCGCCAGGAGUUCCUCAUACCCAAAAUAUCAGAGCUGUCGACCUCGGAUUUGUCACUUGUGGAUGGUGCCGAAGAUUGCGUUUAUUUAGCUGGGAAUUCACUGGGUCUCCAGCCGAAAAACACCAAAAAAUACAUCGAUGAGGAGCUGGAGAAAUGGGCCAAAAUGGGAGUCCAUGGCCAUCUGAAGGGGUCGCGACCUUGGGUCUGGGCUGAAGAGAACCUGGAGGAGCAGAUGGCAAAGAUCGUUGGUGCUAAACCUGAGGAAGUGGCUCUGAUGAAUGGACUGACAGUCAAUCUGCAUCUUCUGAUGCUUUCCUUCUACAAACCAACUCCAAAACGCUACAAGAUCCUUCUAGAAGAGAAGGCCUUUCCAUCAGAUCACUACGCCAUUGAAUCUCAGAUCCGGCUGAGAGAACUGGACGUGGCCGACAGCAUGCUGAUCAUUAAACCCAGACAGGGUGAAGACACCAUCAGGACGGAGGAUAUCGUGUCGCUCAUCGAGCGGGAGGGCGACGCCAUCGCUCUGGUCAUGCUCAGCGGCGUUCAGUAUUACACCGGUCAGCUGUUCGACAUGGAGGCCAUUACCAAAGCAGGACACGCCAAGGGGUGUUUGGUAGGGUUUGAUUGUGCACACGCUGUAGGAAAUGCAGAACUGCGAUUUCACGACUGGAAUGUAGAUUUUGCUUGCUGGUGCUCUUAUAAGUAUGUGAACUCAGGGGCCGGUGGUCUGGCUGGAGCGUAUAUACAUGAGAAACACGCUCACAGCAUUAAACCUGCACUGACGGGCUGGUGGGGACACAAUCUGAAGACCAGAUUCCUCAUGAAUAACGAAAUGGACCUUCAGCCUGGUGUUAAUGGAUUCCGUCUGUCCAAUCAGCCCAUCUUACUGGUGUGUCCACUACAGGCCAGUCUAGAGAUUUUUAACCAGACGAGUAUGAAGGAUCUGAGGAAGAAGUCGUUGCUGUUGACGGGGUAUCUGGAGUAUCUGAUCAGACAUUACUACACCAAAGACCCGUCAGACCCCGACAAACCCUCGGUUCGCAUCAUCACGCCCUCUGACCCCGAGCAGAGAGGCUGUCAGCUGUCUCUGUGCUUCUCUUGUCCGAUCAGAGCCGUGUUCGAGGAGCUGGAGAAGAGAGGAGUCGCCUGUGAUAUGAGGGAGCCCGAUGUCCUGCGGGUCGCUCCGGUGCCGCUCUACAACUCCUUCGCUGAUGUUCACCGCUUUAUCGCAGCUCUGGGAUCAGCGCUGAGCGCCAGCGGAGCCAAACAGUGACACACCAUCACACGACUGUGCCACAUGAGGUCUGAAGUGUUUUCGUUGGCUGUCGUUGGUCUGCGAAGCUGCUCGUUAACACGACGAGAGCGUCAGUCUUCAUUACAGACAAAACCGUUUCAAUGCAGGUGUUUGCAAAUGGCCAAUAAAUGUGUUUCUUUACUCAGUUACUGUUAUAUUUCAUCAUAGAUUUUUAGACUAGUUUAAAGAAUGGAUUUAAUAUACAUGCUAAAAAUUAGUCUUUGUUCAUCAAACAAACAAUUCCGUUCAAAUUUGUACUGGUAUUAAACUUGGUCUCACAUAGCUCAGCCAAUAAUUACCCUGUUAUGGCCAAUAACUAAUAACUUGCCAAAUGAAAUUCUGGUCUGUGUAUUAGGUGCUAUAAACUAGUGUGUAUGUGCAUGGAAAAAAUAAGCACAUUGUACUUAUUGUGUUCGUAUUGUAUUGCAAAACACUUUUGCCGCUACUGAGGUGGGAUGUGGCUUAGGUUAGGGACAGGUUGGAUGGUAUGGGUAGGUUAAAGUGUACGGGAUGGGUCAACAGUGUAAUUAUAAAUGUAAUUACAUUAAUUACUUACAGAUGUAAUUGCAUAUAGGUAUUUUUUAAAAUGUAAAUGCAAUGUAAAAACAGGUAUGUAAGUGCACUGGACCAAAUGAUUCAUUUAAAUGUAAGUACAUAGUAGUUAAGGCCACCUAAUAUAAAGUGGGGCUGAAAUUCCAUACUAUUUUUUUAUUUUAUCAAUUAAAAAAAAAGCUAAAAUCUAAAAAUAAAUUCAAGUUAGGCAUCACAACAUUAAAGUAAAGUAAGAAAAGUGGAUAUUCAUUUUGAGAUUUGUUAAAUUAGCAUUUUUUUUUUUUUAAUUAAAGAUUAAGAUGAUGACAUAGUCAACUGAUAUAAUUUUUUCAAAAGCAGAAGGAAUAUUUUCAGGGCAGUAAAACCAUGAAACUAAGUCUUACAGUUUAAACAGUGUUUUUCACAUGAGAACAGUGCAGUAAUCUUUUGUACUUUGCACUGGAGUGAGUUAUUCAUUGGUAAACCCUAAAACAAGCCCCUCAUGGGAAAAAGUGUCCUGUUUGUUGAGGGACGUUUGUCCUUCAGAGUGUGUUCAUUUGCUUCAUUAAAGCUGAGAGUUUGAAUACAA